Molecule: messenger RNA, 3304 nt
Organism: Salvia miltiorrhiza (redroot sage)
Lineage: Eukaryota; Viridiplantae; Streptophyta; Magnoliopsida; Lamiales; Lamiaceae
Exons: 6
Coding region: 494-3238 (914 amino acids)
Biological process (GO): proteolysis
Molecular function (GO): cysteine-type peptidase activity
Source: RefSeq, a predicted model, not a curated record
AAGACAUAUGUAACCAAAAGCAUAUAGUUUGAGACUUAUAUAGCCACCAUUUUUAAACCAUGACUUUGGGGGUCAAAAUGAAAUGAAAAGACAAGCAUGCCCUUACUAAUUAGUGAAUAAAAAUAAAACAAAAUUUAAAUAGUAUUUGACUUGAAAGAAAACUGAUAAAACAAAAUAAAAAAUCAAACUUUGACUUAAGAAUUAAAAAAAAAGGCCGAUAUUCAUCUUUCUUCUUCCCCAUUUCAAAACCAUCGAACCGUUCCCCUUCCCCAUUUCAAAAUUUCCGUCCGUUCCCCUUCCCCAUUUGCAUUUCUUCACGGCGACCGUCGACUAACCACUUUCGUUCUCGGCGAUUCUUCACGGCGCAACCUCCAGCGCCUCUUCUCCCCGACGACUCCAGCGGGCGACGCUUAGGGUUUCAGCGGGCGGCGCUUAGGACGGAGACAGAGCUCCAGCGGCGGCAGCGAGAGAGCUUCAGCAGCAGCGGCGCACGAUGGUUCGUAAAAUAGUCGGAAAAAAAGCCCCCUUCUCAAAAUCGAAGAGGCAUAAAAAAACCCCUUCUUUGCCUUCGAAAAAAUCAAAAAUGUCUAAGCAACAAGUUGAAGAACCUGCGACGGUGGAAGAGCACACCACUACCGCUGCCGGGAGUCCAUCAACGGCGACGAUGGACGAGCAAAUCGUUGAAGAACAACCUCCAAUGGAAGAACGCCGAUUUAAAUGGGUGAGGCCCGAAUUGCAAGGAUAUCAAGCGCGCACAAAUCUUUAUGUGCGUGUUGAGGUGCUAACCCGGAUUCGACAAAAGCUUCAUAGCAUGGGUAUGGAAGAAAGGUUACUCGAUGGAACAUUUGGACAUUUAGCCCAAAUGAGGCGCUCGAGCAGCGCCAAUAAUGCCCUGUCCGAGUUCAUUGCUCGAGAAUUGCAUGAUGUUAGCUUCCCAGCGUUCGAGCAGCGCUAUUUUGUUGGUGGGCAUGAGAUUAGGUUCACAGCCCGGGAUUAUGCCUUAGUCACGGGGCUUAGGUUCGGUCCGUGCAAAUUCGACCCAACAAAGGAUGAUUAUAUCAUCCCCGACAGCCUGCACAUGCGUCAUUUUCAGGGCGGGAAAGUGAGGGUUAAGAUGUUGGAACAUGAGUUCAAUACGGGAUUAUUGAGGGAUCCGGCUGAUUACUUGAAGGCUGCCUAUAUAAUUAUCCUAUACCAAAUCUUGAUUUGUCGUGGGGAUACCUUAUGGAUAGAGGACUGGGUGUGGGCCUUAGUAGAGGACGAGGAUGCAUGGGCGAGUUUUCCGUGGGGAUCCUACAGUUUUUCCAUUUUAUGCCAUCAAAUGAGUGUGGUGGCAAAACAUCCAAACCAAAUCCAGAGUACGCGAAGGACAUAUCAUAUCUUCGGCCCUGUGUGGGCAUUUCAGAUAUGGAUGUACGAGGUCCUCCCUAAAUUGGGAAAAUUGUGUGGGAAGCGUGAUAGCGACACGAGCAUUCCUCGCUUCUUGCACUGGGACACGCAUGCUGCCCCUUCUGUUGAUUUUUCUGAGUUUUUCGAUCGUCAGCUGGCGAUUACGCCUAUGGUACCUACUCCUAUGGAGGAAGCCCAGGAGUUCUUUCUCAGUGUUGUGAGAGGGGAUCAUAUGAAGGUGGUUUUCCAGCCUUCGAAAAGGCAUGCCGCCAAGAAACUGCUAGUAGAUGAAGAUAUUGAGGAGGUCGAAGAAGAUGAGCCACCUAAGAAGAGGAAAAGAGGGCAGCACAAGUCCAAAGAAGAUGAGCCACCUAAGAAGACGAAAAGAGGGCAUCAGCCUGAGUCAAGUGCAGCGGCCGAGAAGCGACAGCGGAGACAUUCUCCAGAGCCCGCACAACCAUCUACUACUUGCUGCUUGCAUGGAUUACCAUGCCAGCAUGCAGAUAUUGACGAGGAGGCUCACUUUGAGCGCUUGGCUCGAAGAAUAUCUCCUCAUAUGCUGCUGGAUGACUCUGAGAAGGGUUGGAUAAGCCGUUUAGCGCAUAAAUUGCUUGAUAUUUUUAGGCAAGAAGCGGAUGAGUCACCCUCUGUCAGUGCGACUCCAUCAUCAGUGAGUCGUGGCGGUCCAAUUGCAAAUAGGCCUCUUGUCGAGUCUGAGGUAUACCAGAGCCAGCAGAAUGAGCAACAGGUGGCGGGUGAUGUUUUAGUGGAGACGAUAGAAGAGCAGGUGGAGGAGCAAGUGGAGGAGCCGCAGCCGCAGCAGGUGGAGGAGCCACAGCCGCAGCAGGUGGAGGAGCACGUGGAGGAGCAGGCCGAGAACGAGCCGAGUACGCCGUCAGUUCAUUUUGAUGAGGAUUCCCCUGAGUCGGAUGAAGACAUGCUUCCCCCUGAUUUGGGUCCACGAGUGUCACGUCCCUCUGCGGCCUUGAGGAGCCCGUAUGAGUCGGGUGUUAGUACUCGUGCUCCUGGUACCCCUGCUAGCCUGAAAAGGCUAUACAAAGAAUUUAGAUCGAAGCCGGCUGAUGCAAAAGUGGUAGUCAGAUCUACUGGGCAUGACUUUGACAAUGCCACUUUUGCGGACAUCGAGGAUAUCUCUGUUGAGUUCACCGGGAAGAUAAUUGAUUGCUAUUUGAUUUACAUGAGAGAGAGAGUGAAGAAGAAAUGUGGCAUAUUUCCAUCGGUGAACGAAAAGUUGACAAAAAUUGUUGGAUGUGAAUUCUAUACGAUAUUGAAAAGUGAGUUUGAAAAACUCCACGGACCAAAGCCGACUGGAGUAGGCCAUGGGGUGAAAAGCCUCUACGGUUUUUGGAAGCCACCGAAGGGAUUGGUGGCAGACGUCGGGGAAUGGAAGCAUGCGAAGCAGCUUAUUAUCAUAUGUAAUGUCGGCGGCUGUCAUUGGGUCGUCCUUCGUGUACGAUUGCACGAAUGGAUUGCUGAGUUGUACGACUCUUUGGCAUACAAGUAUGAUACUGAGGCCGGGGUUUCAUUAUCCCAUCGUGAGUUGGAAUUGAAGCCUAUUACUCGUCUUCUUCCCCGACUCUUGAGGCUGUCUCACUACUGGAAGCAUCACGAUUCGAAGCUGGAGGAACUGUAUGAGAUUCUACUGAAAUUGAUGCCUGCGUCGGAUCAAUUUUGUCAGACGGACUCAACGAGUUGCGGCCCCUUCUGCACCAUGAUACUCGAUCGUCUCGUGACGAGUACAGAGCAUCACCGAGGGUCUAUCGACGAGCAGUACCUGUCCCAGUAUAGACUUCGCGUUGGUCGUCGGAUCUUUUCUGUUACUAUGUGAUAACAUUUAGUUAGAUUAUGAUUUGGGAUGUUUUGAACUAUAACUUAGGUUGUUUUGGAUGUGUAC